This is a messenger RNA of Spinacia oleracea (spinach), 2169 nucleotides long. Its product is annotated as pentatricopeptide repeat-containing protein At3g21470. Bases 114 to 1613 code for a protein of 499 amino acids. Gene Ontology annotation, biological process: RNA modification. NCBI's taxonomy places the organism in Eukaryota, Viridiplantae, Streptophyta, Magnoliopsida, Caryophyllales, Amaranthaceae. The record is from RefSeq and is a predicted model, not a curated record. Gene Ontology annotation, molecular function: protein binding; RNA binding. The transcript has a single exon.
GCGCCAACAACGAGUCUACACUCUACACAAACACUUAGCUACUAGUACUCCGUAUUAAGUGAUUGCACUAAAACAACAACAUUAUGAACUAAAACUCUAAAACUAACACAAUUAUGCAUGUUAUGUCAAACACCACAAAUUUGAUUCACACCAUAAGAGACCUUCUUGCACAAAAAUCACCAAGAAAAGCCCUUCUUCUCUAUCCCCAGUUUCGCCGCCAAAAAGAAUGCAAUUCAGGAGUAAUCCCUUUAAUCCUUAAAGCUUGUUCUAAUCUUUCAUUGUUAAAUCAUGGGAAAUCUCUUCACGCUGAAUCAUUGAAACACGGGGUUGAUAUUGAUGUUACAAUCGGAACCUCGUUGUUGGGUAUGUACGCAAAAUGCAGGGACAUUAUAUAUGCACGCAAGGUGUUUGAUUAUAUGCCUCAGAGAAAUGUGACCACAUGGAAUGCAAUGGUAGCUGGGUACUUGUUUUCUGGAGAUUCUGCAUCUGCAUUGUCGUUGUUUAAGGCUAUGCCGGAGAGGACAGUGGUUACAUGGAAUGAAAUGAUUCGUGGGUUUGCGAAGAUUGGGAAUAUGGCUAUGGCUAGGGAGUUGUUUGAUGAGGUUCCAGUGAAGAUGAAGACUGUUGUAACUUGGACUGUGAUGGUUGAUGGGUAUGCUAGGAAUGGGUUAAUGGGGGAUGCAAGGGAAGUAUUGGAGGUUAUGCCGAAAAGAAACUGUUUUGUUUGGUCAGUGAUGAUUUCGGGGUAUUGCAAGAUGGGUGAAGUUGAGGAAGCCAAGGGUAUAUUUAAUCGAACUCCCGUAAGGAACUUGGUGAUUUGGAAUUCAUUAGUGUCUGGGUUGGCUCGAAAUGGGUUUUGUGAAGAAGCGAUUGUAGCAUAUAGAGAAAUGCAGGUGGACGGGUUUGAGCCUGAUGAAGUGACGGUAACCAGUGUGUUAUCUGCUUGUUCGCAGUUGGGUUGUUUGGAGGUUGGUAAAGGGGUUCAUUCAUUGAUUUUUGAGAAGGGGAUUGAGCUUAACCACUUUGUUCUCAACGGAUUAGUUGACAUGUAUGCAAAAUGUGGUGAUUUGAAUACUGCAAGGUCGAUUUUUGAGGGGAUGAGUCGAAGGAAUCACAGUUGCUGGAAUUCUAUGAUUACUGGUUUAGCUGUUCAUGGAAAAUGUCAGGAAUCUGUUGAACUCUUUUAUCAGAUGGAGGAUGCUGGUGUGAAGCCAGAUGUAAUAUCUUUUCUUUCUGUUCUUUCAGCUUGUGCUCAUGGUGGGCUUUUGCAAGAAGGUUUAAACAUAUUCUCGAAGAUGGAAAAGUACGGACUAAAACCAGGAGUUAAGCACUAUGGUUGCGUUAUAGACCUAUUGGGAAGAGGAGGGAGGUUAAAGGAGGCAUUUGAUUUGGUCAAGAGUAUGCCUAUGAGACCAAAUGAUGCAAUUUGGAGAACACUACUUGGAGCUUGUCGGGUUCAUUCAGAAGCCACUUUGGCUGAGGAGGCACUCGAAGAAAGUAGCCACAUUGAUUCUAGAAAUUCACAUUAUGUUCUCAUGUCCAACAUCUAUGCUGAUUCAGAACAAUGGGAGAAGGCUGAGGAAAUAAGAACUGCCAUGAUUGACAAAAGCUAAAACUCCUGCAUCUAGGGCUCCGUUUGGUUGGGUGUAAAACAUUUUUAGUGUAAAAUGAUUUUCAUGGAAAACAAUUUACAACGGUAAACACAAUUCCACAAUUAGUUAUCCGUUGUUUGGUUUCCAUGUAAGAAAGAUGAUGAAAUGAAAGAGAAAGUAAGCAGUUAGUGCGAGGAGUGUACAAGAGAGAUGAGGAAAAGGAAGGAAAGCAGUUUUCCUUUCAUUUUGAAGGGAAAAUGGUUUUCCAUUAUUGAGAGAACAAUUUUACUCCUAGGGAAAAUGGUUUUACACUCCUUUGCAAACCAAACAAUGUAAAAUUGAAAAUAGAGGAAAACUGUUUUCCAUGAAAAUGUUUUAAGCCUUACCAAAUAGAGCCCUAGGUCAUUCAUGUUCCUUAGUGAAAAAGCAGCUUUUCACCUGUGAGUCAGUUAUCUGUGAUCUGUCUAUAAAUGAUAUUUCCACUGAAGCUCUUUAUAGAUAAAUACAGACUGUUGCAAAAUGAGUAGUUGAUCAUUGUUCACCUUGUCUGAUGAAGCUAGCAGUCAGACCUGAUAAA